AUGAACAUUGUGGUCAAUCAAUUGUUUGAGAGUUCAUGGCAAAGAAAAGCCUAUUUAUGUCUUACAGAUUGGAAUGAGAGGAUAAUUAGAGGACAAGGCGGCUGGGAUGCAUAUUUAGAGCAGGAGACGGGUGUCCAUGGUGACCAGUGGCUCACCUACUCGGCCUAUCUGGUUAUAGAUGAGGCAAAAGAGUCGUACUGGGAUGGCGCACUGGGGCAGAUCUCUUCAAGCGUAUUGAACUUGAUUCCAGCCCAUACAUCCUCCUCUUCACAUCAUACGGCUCACCAGACAUAUGAAAAUGUCAGAGGCUAUAACCUGUUUCGAGCACCUUUUUUGACACCAGUUGGCCUGCUACUUGACAAGGAUGAAGUAAUGGAUGUGGACCUCAAGGAGGGACUUGUUUUAUUCAGUGAUGGGCAUAUAGGAUUGCUCAAAAGUCUGCUAAGUGCCCUAAGCAGUAUACAGCCAUUUGCUCGGGGCUUGCCUAGACCUGAUGAAACACAAUCAGGCGAUGCAAUCAGAGUUUUUAAAAAGACUAUCCUUUACCAUGGUGCCCUGAGGUCUGAAGCUGAAAAGGAAGAUCCGGAAUUCCAACAAGCUCUUGAGAACAUUUGUCGCAAUGGAUGGCUGCAUGAAGAGAGAUCAGGUCAGGAUUCUCAUUAUGUAUUUGCCAGUCCAAUACACUGGUGGUAUUGUAACAUCAUUUACAUGGAUGCAAAGCGUGAUAAUGAAAUCAGACACAGCACACCACUUGAUCUGACAAUUGAUGCCAUUAAGCAUUUCAGACCCUCUCAGCUGUCAGAUGCCCCCCGCUCAGUGAAAGGAAGUACAUCUCCCAUUGAGGACCAAUAUCAAAAAGAAUUUUGCCGCUGCCUAAUACCAAUAGUAGUAGUAGUAUUAAUAGAUUCCUCAAGUCUUUACUGACCUGUUAACUAAUACAUCCAUUCUAUUAUACACGAGAUGGGUAUCUUCUAUAAAACCCAAUCGUGACAAUAGCCAUACCAACCACUCCUUCAACUUCUACGCCUCCAACACCUCAGUCAUCUCACUAUGAGCCUUAACCAUAGCAUCAUCCCCACCCUCCCCAGUCUUUAGGAACGUACUCAUCUCUCUAACCGACUUCUUC
Molecule: messenger RNA, 1126 nt
Organism: Aspergillus ruber CBS 135680
Lineage: Eukaryota; Fungi; Ascomycota; Eurotiomycetes; Eurotiales; Aspergillaceae
Exons: 5
Coding region: 1-924 (307 amino acids)
Source: RefSeq, a predicted model, not a curated record